Molecule: messenger RNA, 1365 nt
Organism: Symbiodinium necroappetens
Lineage: Eukaryota; Dinophyceae; Suessiales; Symbiodiniaceae
Source: the annotation of a GenBank genome assembly
AUGGGGGUUUCCUUUCCUGCUGAAGAGCAAGCAGCCGUAGAGCUUGGAAAGCGCUUGGAGAUCUUUUACACUUCCCUCUAUCGGGCCUUGCUUUUUCCUCGACGGCUAGAAGAGGAGACUCCAGCAGGUUUGCAGCACUGGAGCCCGUACAGCGGGCAGGUGGUCAGUGGGGUUGGUGUUAGCGACAAUGGCUUCUGGGACACCUUCCGAACUGUCUAUCCGUUCUUGUCCAUCGCAUAUCCCAAGACGUUGUCUAUCAUCCUCACUGGUUGGUUGAAUGCCUUCAAGGCUGGCGGCUGGUUGCCGAAAUGGGCUUCACCGGGCUACCGGGACAUGAUGGUAGGUACCUUUGCUGACGUCGUCCUGGCCGAUGCCAUCAUCAAGAACAUCUCAGGCUUUGACAGGGAAUUGGCUUGGAAAGCAUUGUACAAAGAUUCUUACGAGGCAUUCACGGUCGAUUCCUCGCGUGGCAAAACUGGAUUGAAGCACUACCAGGAGAAAGGCUUCGUUCCGAUCGAUGUCGGUGUUUCGGAGGCUUGCUCGCGGACGUUGGAUUUUGCUUUCGCUGAUGCAGCUUGCGCAGCAGCCGCACAACGACUGGGGAAACGCCGCGAGGCCCAGGAAUUGAAAGCGCGGAGCCAGCAGGCUCUCCGCGAGCUCUAUGAGCCCCAAAGUGGGCUUAUGGGCCACAGGAAAAAGAAUCAGGACUUCGUGCAGGAGGCUCCCGAAACGUGGGGUGACUGCUACACGGAGGGGUCGGCGUGGCAUCAUUCGUUUCCACCGUUCGACCUUGACACGCUAAUGGAGUUGCAUGGCGGCCGAGACAAGCUCACUCAAAAGUUAGAUGAGCUUUUCACGGUCCCAUCCAACUUCAAAACUGGCUCCUACAAGAACGAAAUCCAUGAGAUGCGGGAGAUGCGAAUGCUUGGCAUGGGUCAAUACGCCCACAACAACCAGCCAGCUCACCAUUUGCCGUAUCUUUUCGCUAUGCUCGGUGACCACAACACCACUGCGAAGCUCGUUCGGCAGAUCCUCACGCGUGCCUACUCGCCAGAAGGCUACGCGGGUGAUGAAGACAAUGGAGAGAUGGGAUCCUGGUAUGUGCUGAGUGCGCUGGGACUGUACGAUCCGACCCCUGGCGUCACCGAGAACUACGUGCUGGGAGCAGUUCCACUCUUCAAGCGAGUGAGGCUCCAUGAGCUGGACAUCACUAUCGAGGCCCCGAGCGCAGUCGAGGCCUCGCCGGUGGUCAAGGAAGUUCUGUGGCAUUCCCGCCUGCUGCCUGGAACCAUUGCCUACUCCGAACUGAGUUCCGGAGGCGUGCUUCGCUUCGUCUCCCCUGGUGAUGCAAAUCUUGGAACGAUA